This is a messenger RNA of Danio rerio (zebrafish), 2792 nucleotides long. Lineage: Eukaryota; Metazoa; Chordata; Actinopteri; Cypriniformes; Danionidae. The record is from RefSeq and is a predicted model, not a curated record.
GAGCACAGAGCAUAAGGGAAGAUGCUUGCUGAAACGGGUCACACAGAGGAAUGGGUGUGUGAUGCAGGAUGUCAGCAGAGCAACGUGUUCGCAUAUCUUCACCUCCCUUCCCCCAGCUUCUUUUCUUCUAACGAUCAGAACAGCACGGCAGCAGAAAAGGACAAAGCUCCACACAGAAUUAAACCGCUGCAUGGCAAGAGGAAAGACAUUCUGCAAGAAAUAGAGCUGGACCACUCUCUGAACAAUAAGUCAGCCCUGAAAUGUUUUUGCGUUGUGCAUCGUUAUCAUGUCUGACUCAUUUUUCGACAUGGGAGAGGCAGUUAGAGGUCUAAGAAACUGAAAUUACGAAUACAGAAACACCAAAAGGAAUGGCAAAUCACUGAAUUGCUUAAAACAUUACGUGUGACAUCUGCAGAAAGGCUAGCUGCUAAGCAGACGGAUAUAAAGCAGAGGAGUGGCAAAUCAUUGGAGAAGAAAGAUGUUGGAAUGGCAGGAGCUAGCUCCAAUGGUUUAGUGAUAAAGCAGCACAAAGCAUGCAUCUACAAAGAGACUGCUGGAGCAGACGAUGAGCAACAGUUUUAUUCAGACCAAGCGAAAGGACCUUACAUAUCUGGACUUCCAAAGAGGUAAACAAAUCAAAUCAGAAAUCCAAAGUAAUGAGGCGAUGGAAGCGGCGGCACAGAUACUGCAGUCUUGCUCUUUUCCUCAUGGUCCUAGUAUUUGUAGGAGGCCUGAUUAUGCAGGGUCACUGGUGGUCCGGUCAAACAAACCAAGAAAAGCUUGCAUCUCAAGGGCCCCAAACUAUGAAAGUCUUCAACUACACCAUGAUGAACCAAAACAAAUUGAGAGAGCCUGAAGAGUCUAGCACACCACUAAUAUCAAGUGAAAAUGUCAUUUCAGCUUUGGAUAAAAGUUUAAUGCAGGACUUUAAAAACUCAAACAUCAGUUCAAGUGGAGAGAUGAGAGCAGAGAGGAUACUUAAAGAUGAGCCUUACAAGUACAUCCACAAUGAGCCAAAUGCAUGUCUGCUGCGGGCUCCUUUCUUAGUGCUUUUGAUCGCUGUUGAGCCCAAGAAAUCAGACGCCAGGGAUGCUAUCAGGAAAACCUGGGGCAAUGAAAGUUUGGCUGGGGAAUUAGGUGUAAUCCGUCUGUUCCUCAUAGGGGUCAACAAAGACACCCAGAGCAAUGGAGGAAAACUACAGCUUUCGAUAGAAGAUGAAAGCCGACAACAUCAUGACAUCAUCCAGCAAGAUUACAGGGAUUCUUACAAAAACCUUACCUUAAAGACUCUAAUGGGAAUGUACUGGAUCACAAAGUAUUGUCCAGAGGCCAUGUACGUCAUGAAGACUGACAGCGAUAUGUUUGUCAACACUGAAUACCUCAUACAUCAAAUCUUGAAACCCAACGGACAAGAACGGAAGUAUUUUACAGGAUAUCUAAUGAUGGACUUCUCCCCAAACCGCAACAUUCGCAGCAAGUGGUAUAUGCCACCUGAACUGUACCCGGAUAGGCGAUACCCCAACUUUUGCUCUGGGACAGGGUAUGUCUUUUCAGGUGAUAUGGCUCAGAGAAUAUAUGUGGCCUCCCUGAGCAUACCCAGGUUGCAUUUAGAAGACGUUUAUGUGGGCAUCUGUCUGGCUAAAUUAGGAAUAAAGCCAGUACCUCAAACAAACAAAAAGGUGUUCAAUCACUGGCGAGUGUCCUACUCCAGCUGCAAAUACAGCAACCUGGUCACCUCGCAUGGGUUUCACCCCAAUGAGCUAAUCCAGUAUUGGAAGCAUCUCCAGAACAAUAAGCACAAUCCUUGCCAGAGAAAAGGGUAGAAGGUUCAAACUGAUUCAGUCUUCUUUUUGAUGACUACUUUUUUGCCUAAUAGAAAAAACUAAAGGGAUUCUUUUAGGAGUUGUUGGGUGCUUUCACACUAGCACUUUUGGUCUGCAGCCAGAUUCGCUUGAAAUCCAAGUACGGUACGUUUAGCUAGUGUGAACGUGUCUUCUGAACUUGGGUGCGCACCUGUGAACCGUACUGGAGUCCGCCUGAAAGAGAUGGUCUGGGGAACGAUUCGUGCAAACUUUGGUACAUUUCACUUUUGAUAUGAAUACAAUCGUACUAAUUAACGUAACUGAAUCGCCAACUGUACAACACACUUUAGUCUUUAUAUCGUUCAGUUGUUUGUGCAUGUUUGUGUACCCCCUACCUUUGUGAUAAGCGAGACUGACCCAGUGCAAACAGCAAUAAUGUCUGCUUGUCACCACCAAAAACGACUUUUGCUGACAUAGCUGUGAUAUUCUGAAUGUUUUAUAGGUUUUUACGGCAGAUAGAUGAGAGUAGCUCUCUGUAUUUUGGUUCUGGUCACAAAAGCAAAAGAAUCAGUAAAAGUAGAAUGAUAUGUGGACCUCUCCAUUUUGUUGCUUUGCUUUUGUGGCAGUCACGUAGCAACAGCUGUACACAAAACAUCAGCUUAAUGACGCAAGCGUACUGGGGACAAUCGAACUCAGGCAAGUGAACCAAGUGUGAAAGCACCUUUACACACCAAACUCCAAAGAGCGUAAAUCUUUAUACCAGUUAGCAUGUUUUCUGAACUCACUCAAACACCUUGAAUUUUGUCCAGAAUUAUCUUUCGGGAAUGUAUGUGUCAUAAGAUUGUGAUCGGUUCCCCAAUUGUUUGCACAAAGAAAAAAAAGUGAACUUGUGUUAUUUAUGUUGGUUUGACAUGAUCUUGUGUUUUUUUGACAGUUCUUGAGAGAGAACUUAAUGUAAUACUCAAAUGAGAAUUAAAGAUAUGCACAUGC